Messenger RNA from Bufo gargarizans (Asiatic toad), 1284 nucleotides. It is a transcript of the gene SPI1, whose product is annotated as Spi-1 proto-oncogene. The record is from RefSeq and is a predicted model, not a curated record. Gene Ontology annotation, molecular function: DNA-binding transcription factor activity, RNA polymerase II-specific; sequence-specific DNA binding. Gene Ontology annotation, biological process: regulation of transcription by RNA polymerase II; cell differentiation. NCBI's taxonomy places the organism in Eukaryota, Metazoa, Chordata, Amphibia, Anura, Bufonidae. Gene Ontology annotation, cellular component: nucleus. The coding region runs from base 203 to 1012 and encodes 269 amino acids. The transcript has 5 exons.
AAUCAGGAACUUGGAUUGAGAAAGAAAGAAAAACUUCAUUAUCAGUGGUGGCGUGCAUUCUCCACUGGUCACACACAUAGGAGGGGAGGGGGGGGGCACCAAGACCAAACGUCUCCAUUGCCCACUGUGUUGCUCUCAAAGUUAUCGAGAGUCAAUUUAAAGGGCAUUUGAGGCGAAAAGGACCUGGCAUCCAGAUCUGUGGAUGGUGCCAGCUAGCAGGAUGGAUGGGUAUACCAUUAUCACGACACAUCCAGAAGAGCUGGCUCCCUAUGAGCCAGAGGUCUACCGAGCACCUCCUGAAUAUUACCAGUAUCUCAGUGACAGUGAAAGCCAUGCUUCCCUCCUAGAACAUUACUGGGAAUAUACCCCACACCUACAUGGAGAUCUUGAUGGGUUCCCCGAUUCUCAGCUUACAGAACUGCAAAGUGUACAGCCCCCACAGCUGCAACAGCUGUACAGACACAUGGAGCUAGAGCAAAUGCAUGUCCUAGAUUCUGGAAUGACCGCGUCGCAUCCGCACCUACCACUCACCCACCAGGUUUCAUAUCUCCCUCGCGUCUGUGUGUCAUACCCAUCUCCUGCACCACUCAGCUCUGAGGAAGGUGACCACGAAAGGCGCAGCCCCCCUUUGGAGGUGUCAGAUGGAGAGACGGAUCUACGAGACCCUGAUUAUGGGAUGCUUCUUGCAGAAUCAGGAAGUAAGAAGAAGAUUCGACUUUACCAAUUCCUUCUAGAGCUACUGCAUAGUGGAGACAUGAAAGAGAGCAUUUGGUGGGUAGAUAAAGACAAAGGAACCUUCCAGUUCUCCUCCAAACACAAAGAAGCCCUUGCUCACCGCUGGGGCAUUCAAAAAGGCAACCGCAAGAAGAUGACCUAUCAGAAGAUGGCCAGGGCGUUGCGUAACUACGGCAAGACUGGAGAAGUGAAGAAGGUCAAGAAGAAGUUGACAUAUCAGUUCAGUGGAGAGGUUCUGCACAAAAUGUACAAUGGGAGGAAGCACUUCCAUCAUUGAGAUUCAUACAUCUACCCUUUGGUACGAAAGACUCCAAAACUCUCUUAGGAGAAGAUAACAUUCCAUUGUAAAUAUUAAUAUUAUAGUAAUUAUUUUUUUUAUAUGGCUGGCUUGUGAUUUAGCGACAAGCAACAUGCUACUAUACCAUAGAAUGAGGAGUGAGAGAACGGGUCCAAAUUUGACCAUAAUAACAAAAAGUAUUGUCAUAUCCAAAUUUUCAACGGAGAAACCCAGAAAGGGUUAAUAAAAUGUAUCAAAUUGCUUAAAAGAGA